GACGAAAUAUUUGGCACCGCCUCAUCAAAACACAAUUUCCUGUUGGCUUGUGGAGCUGCUGCACCGCGUUCCAGUGUGCCGUAUCUAACCAUCCGCACGCAAAUACGCAAUCAAGCAUCAGGAACCAGCGCGUUAGCGUGCUACCACCGGACGCCAUUUUCACCGACGCUACCGGACUACAGAGUACAGACUCGUUACUCGUCAUCAUUCAUAUCCUCGCAUCCGCCGGAAUUUACAUUUUCUAAUCGGUCGUUGUUGUUCGGUCGCUCGUCAUUUUUUGACACCAUGGACAACAGCUCUGAACGUGUUCCACCAAACGACCCGCCCGCACAGAAUAACAACAAUGGUGGCAACGGCAAUGACAACGACCAUAAUGUCGACAACGGCAACGACAACGAUAUCGCCAACGACAACGAUAUCGCCAACGACAACGGUGUCGGCAACGACAACGAUGUCGGCAAUAACCACACCGUCGGCAAUAACCACACCGCCGGAACCACUGGUAUUAUGCCUUCUCCAAGUCAUAAGCCUGCUACGCCUUCUCUAAGCUCAAAACGCAUCACAAAAUCACUAGAGUCUACUAUUCCUAUCUGUGAUAUGAAAAUUUAUGAAAAUUGUCUGAAGUCAUUUAAAAAAUGGCCAUCAGAAUGUAUUACACCUGAUAAAUUGGCUAGGGCUGGAUUCUAUUAUACAGGCAUACAAGAUAAAGUGAGAUGUUUAUACUGCCCAAUUGGAUUUGAAUGCUGGGGAAAGGAUGACGAUCCGUAUAUUGAACAUAAAUUGGCAUCUCCAGAGUGUCCAUAUUUCAAGGAAAAACUAGAUCACAAAUCUGAUGUUUUGACAACUUAUAUUCAAAAUUUCUUACGUUCCGUUGGUAUUGUGACAGACACGAAUAUGAAAGUACUCUCAAAUUAUAAAGCAUUAACCUCUUUGGAAUCUCGUAAGAAAACAUUUGAAACAUUCACAAAAAAACUAACCCAUGAUGUUAAAACUUUUUGUAAAGCUGGGCUAUUUUAUAUAGGUGAAAACGAUAGGAUGUUAUGUUUCUGCUGUAACCAAGGUCUGAUGGAUUGGGAAGUUGAUGAUGAUCCUUGGGUUGAACAUGCACGGUGGUCACCACUUUGCAGUUAUGUUCUUUUAAGUAAAGGAAAACGUUUUGUGGAAGAGGUUGGUGGUGAAGUAAACUAUAGUUUACGAAUCAACCUAGAGGAAUUGUACAAGUUAUUUACCAUUCACAAACAUAUUUCGGUUGACAGCAAUACCAUGAGGAAUUUGGAAACAUUAACCGAAAGUAAUACAUUCAUGGACUUUGUGGAACCUGUGACAAUUAUACGCGUGACUCCACAAGAUCCAUCUGCACCUGAUUCUGUGUUAUGUAAGAUUUGCUUUAAAGAAAAAUUGGAAGUGCUUUUCAUGCCUUGUGGUCAUGUUAUUGCUUGUAUCCAAUGUGCAGUGACACUUGAUCUGUGUGCUGUAUGCAGACAACCGUUUACCAUGACUAUGAGAGUUGGCCUUUAUGUUACUAAUCUAAAAGAAUUCAGUCAUUUUCCAUUCACCAUUCAUUCAAAUGAACUAAUUGAUCCAGUUCUUUGUAAGGUUUGUUGCAAAGAAGAUAUGCAAGCUGUAUUUUUACCAUGUAGACACAUAUCUACUUGUUAUAAAUGCGCACCAAAAGUAAAUCAAUGUCUGGUAUGUUUUGAGCCAGUAUAUGCAUAUAUGCAAGUGUUCUUAUAGCAUUUAUAUAAGAUGAAAUGAUCUAAACCUAAUUAAGAUAUCAAAACAUUUAAAUAUACGAACAUAAAUAAUGAUUUUUUUUUUCUUCAGCUUAAUAUUAGUUUGUUAAUUAUUUAAUAAGAAUUUAUAAUUUUAAGAAUCAAGUUAGAAUUAAGCGAAUGGAACAAUAUUAUCAUACUUGACUGAUUUUUUUUUUUGUCUUAAAUAUUACAUUAAUUUUUGUUUAGGUUAAAUCAAAUUAUUUUUGUUUUUUAAACCUGCCUUUUUUAUUACUGUAUAAACUAUAAGGGGCAGUAUUACCAUCUCCCGUUAAAUUUAACAGACUCCUAACCGGCCGGUAAUAAAAUCUAUUAUCAGCCGGUUAAGCGUAAUCGAAGCAUACCGAUGAUUGUAAUACUGUCCCUAAAUGUAUUGACAAUAUAUUAUAAUUAAAAAACUUGAUUUAACAUCAAUAGGAAAAUAUAAAUACCUUAGGCACCAUUCAGUUUAUUAUUAAAAAGUAAAAAUAUAUCAGUACACUUAAUAUUAAGUUAACUUUCUAUUCAAGCGUUUUAACCAAAAAUGUAUACAGUUAUAUUAGUAAAGUUAUUUAAUCGUUUUCUUAUACUUUACUUUAAUUGUAAAUUAAAUUAUCACAUCAAAUGCACAUUUGUAUUCAUUUUUGUGAAAUAAUUUUGUAUGUCAGAACAACAGUUCUAUUAAGUAUUAAUAAUUAAGUUCAUUAAUUAAUAUUGACAUUUUAUUUUAAUACCUUUUUUAUAUGUAAGUAUAAUUUAAGACUGUAAUAUUGUAUUGCCAAUAUUAUUUAUUUUUUAUUCCUUAUGAUACAUUUUAUAUAAAACAUUAAUUUGAUACCAAACAAAAAAUAUUCUGUAAAUGAAUAUUUCUUAAUUGCCUGCCACUAAAAGUGUUAAAUUCUAAGGUUAGAAAAUAAGCUUUAAUUAAAUUGUAUAUUAUACCAUUCCUGGAUUUAUAAGUAGAAAAAAUGAAUUUAUUAUUUUUGGGUGGAACCCGGAACUUGAUGACUUAGAUGUGUUCGUAAAAUCAACAAAAAAAACUGUCCAUAAAGAAAAUAAUGUCAAAAAUUUUAAAAUUACUCAUGAAAUAUUGUUUUGAUAUACAAAUUUUAUAAUUAAAUUUAAUUAAAAAUAUAUAUAUAUUAGUAUAUAUCAUUAUGUACGAUAGAUAAUUAAAUUUUUUUACAAGUCAACUUUUCAAUAGUUGGAGGAAGAGCCACUAUUUUAAAACAAUAUAAUAUAGUCAUGAUGCAAAAAUUGAUCAAAUAAAAAUGUUUUUUUCAAUUGGUCAAUUUUCACAUGUUGGCAUCUAUGUUGCAGAAGCCAUGCAAAAAUUGACCAUCUGAAAAAAUAAAAUAAUUAUAUAAAUUUAAAGUAAAAACUCUCAUCUCCAUUUUUUUAACUUUUGGUCUAGCAUUGAACACAAAUGUAGAAACAACAUCACGAGUUCAUAGUAUAUAAUAUUUUUGUGUUUAUUCUGUAAUUUAUUUAUCAUUGCCAAUACCGGGAAUUUUAUAUUAAUAUCGUAAUAAAUAUAUUUUAUAAUUUCAAAUAGUUGUUUGUAUUUUACAUAAUAAAUUAAUCAAGUUUGGCCCUGAGGCAGUAUGCGCUCUAUCACAAAAUGUGUUCUACCACAGUCUGAUUUACCGUGUAAGAAUGAUUUAAAUGUAAUUACUGUUGGACCAUCAUUUUUUUUAUGGAAUUCUGGAUUUAUCUCUAAAUCUAUCUUACCUAAUUUUUUGAAAUAAAAUCAUGUAUAUUGUUA
Messenger RNA from Acyrthosiphon pisum (pea aphid), 3516 nucleotides. Its product is annotated as baculoviral IAP repeat-containing protein 7-B. Bases 286 to 1734 code for a protein of 482 amino acids. Gene Ontology annotation, biological process: negative regulation of apoptotic process; positive regulation of protein ubiquitination; regulation of cell cycle. The record is from RefSeq and is a predicted model, not a curated record. The transcript is spliced from 6 exons. Gene Ontology annotation, cellular component: cytoplasm; nucleus. Gene Ontology annotation, molecular function: ubiquitin protein ligase activity; cysteine-type endopeptidase inhibitor activity involved in apoptotic process. NCBI's taxonomy places the organism in Eukaryota, Metazoa, Arthropoda, Insecta, Hemiptera, Aphididae.